AUGUUUGCUGUUACAAGCGAGAGGACUAAGUACCAGCUUAGUUUAGGAACUUAUUCAGGUGAACUAAUGACACAUCGCCUCUAAAAAAUUGUAUUCAAUGUUUCAUUAUUAUCGUCAGUUAAUAUUCAUAAUAUGUCUCUAUGGGCUUUCCUUGACUUCGCCAUGGUCCUUAGUUAUCUAUACAGCUUAAAUUCGCCAAAGCGACCUUUCUCUUCCACUUCAAUACUACACAUUAUAUUCAGAUUUUCUAUUUAAAAUUUCAAAACUUCCUGGUAAAAUUCUCUUUUAUUUAAUAUUAAUUCUAGGAACCGCUGGCGACUCUUUUUCUGGGCAUCGUGGCCAGCCAUUUACCACUAAAGACCAAGAUAAUGAUAACGCCUCCAAAGAAAACUGUGCCAGGUCAUUUAAAGGAGCCUGGUGGUACACAAGCUGUCAUUCAUCAAAUCUGAAUGGUAUGUACCACCAUGGUUCACAUUCAUCUUAUGCUGAUGGUGUCAACUGGCAUGCAUGGAAAGGACAUCACUACUCUGCCAAGAGAGCUGAGAUGAAAAUCAGACCGGUGAACUCUUAGAACCUGUCUUAGAGGGUCACAACGAUCACCACUCCUAAAAAGCUGAGCAUAGACUUUGAUUAUGAUAGAACACCACCAUAUAGUAUACCAACGUUGUAGAAUUAUUGAUAGAGCCAAUUGUUGUUAGCAUAAAAAGGGUUUCUAAGCGUUAUAAUUUUCUAGCUGUGUGAUUUAAGGUAUACGAAUUUUCGAGUACGCGUGUCCGACCUCACUUAACUUUCACUCGGUAGGGUAUAUUGAGAGAUAAAUAAAGCAACGUGACAUGUGAAUCUUGUCGUGUGGAAUAGAUUUUUAAAGAAUUAAAUCAACUCCGUAUUUUUUUAACCAGCUGAAGGCCGGCAGUCGUUUUGAAUUACGGGACGGUUCUAAAGAGACUAGUCUGAGUCUGAGACGUGAGGUGCGUUCCUUUGAAAUACUGAUCCCUGACGCGUUUGUUUCCAGGAGAGAGGGAGUCUACAAUAAGGCCUUUCCCGAUUGUGCUUGGCAACUUUUGAGCAACCAGAGAAUGGAUGUUCCAUUAUCAAAUCAAUUUAUUCAAGGUGAAAGUGGGUGUAUAUGGUGGUGCGGGUAAAUCUGUUAUACAUUUUUUGUCUACGAUAUCCCAGGUAACCGCUGAGUUAACGACAAAUGUGUUACUAAAGCUCUGUGCAACGGACGCAAUAUUGUUGGAUGUUACAUGUUGCGCCCGUUUGCACACCCUGUUGCAUGUUGUUGAGUGUUGUUGGGAGUUAUUGCGCAAAGUUCGAAACCGGUCAAACUUUUAGCUACGGGUAAACGGACGCAACAACUCCCAACAUUGUUGAGCCAACAAUGUCGGGAGUUGUUGCGUCCGUUUCCACGUGGUCUAAGAGGCAUUAUGACCACCUCCGCUCGUACAUGGAGAAGCAAAUUGAGACAUGUCUACUUAAUUAGUACAUUUAAACCUCCAAAAUUUUGCCUGGUACUACCCAUUUAGUGGCGCCUUCUCUUACAACCCACCAUGACUAUGUAAGCAGAAGGGGCGGAACCACAAAAUUUUGUUGAGAAUGUGGGGAGGGGUCCAACUUAUGCACACUGUUGAAGCCAAUGCUUCACAUUGUUCCACCUCGUUACACAUUCAGUUUUUUUCUACGUAGACCCUUGUGCCGUGAUAAGGGUUUAGUACCCAGUUUUGAAUCGUUCGUCUCUUAUCAAUAUCAUAAGUGUUUAAGCCAUCAUUGUUUUUUACAGAUUUCGUAAAUUUGAACAAGUAUUCAAGAAGGCAACGUGGAACGCAAGUUUCAUAUUUUAAGCUACCAGAUUAAAGUUGUAAUAAUUUUAGUUUGAAAUCAGUUAGGUAAGUAGCUCUAACUACUAGUUUUUAAGACUAUGUUGAUACUAUACAGUGGCGGAUCCAGACCUUCAGAUAAGGGGUUUGGGGGAGAGGGGGGGGAGUCUCCAAAUUUUUUUUGGCCCUUUUGUCCUCAGUUUAGGCUCAAAAUAAGGGGGGGCGGGCCUCACGGGUCCUUCCCCUAGAUCCGCCACUGCUAUACCAGAUAGCUUUUGCGCCACCACGAAAAUCAUACGGGAUAGGGCUCCUGUUAACACAAAAGAACGGCUGUGGCGUCGCGAAGAAGCUCCGCGGCGCCAAUCUCUAAAGCAGAGUCACAUAUCGGAUAGGUGUUCUACCAUUCCGGUAUAGUGUCAACAUAGCCUAAGAAUCCAUCAGUCGGACCAACCUCGUCCUCAGGCCUUUUCCUUUAAAAUAUGGGAAAAGGUAAAAUGCCUGGGUACGAAGUUGCCGACAGACAGGACGGAUAUCAUUACGGCUUUUCCGACUCCUCCGACCCUCGCGCACUCGGAUCUACCACUGAAGCAGGUAGUCAGGACCCUAUUAGAGAAACACUCAAUAAUAAUAAUAACAGAUUGUCCCGACUUUGACAUCUCAGAAUGAGAUAGGGAUUAGGACGGGAAAACCCUCCACAUUAUAAUUUUGCGAAUACUAAAGAGUGUCUUCAAAGCAUAUUUAGUAUCGAUAAAAAAAUCAUAAAGAAGAAUUUAGUUUGGUUAAAUUGUAAUUUAUAGUGACGGAAUUUCUAAUCCGUAUUUACAGUGCAAUACUACUUAUCACAUUAGAAAGACCAAAAAAGGCUAGUAUCCGCAUGGCACAUUUUUUUAAAAUUAUGUUCGAAGGAUACGUUGCAUUCCGGUUUUCAAUUGUCUUUUUGGACUUUGCACUGGGGUGUCCCGAAAACACCGGCACGUGUCAGAUUCAAUACACACUGAGUAUGUACCUACUUCCCUUUAACCCUUCUCGAGGGCCAUCGAUUUCCUUCUCGCGGGAUCAGGAAAUAAAUUUUUGUCUGCUCAUCUUUUUUCGCGCAGGUCUUAGGUCUUAGUUUACAGGACACCCCUUUUCCUUGCCAUUCAACGUAGUAAAAGUGAAGAAGCACGAUGUCUUGUAUUUCGGUGUCUUCAAGUUGGAGUCUUCUGAUCUUAUUGUUGUUUGUGAACAGCCACCAAACCUUCGCUAAACCAGCAAAGAGACUUGCAGGUGCGACCACGGUUCCUAACAAAAUCCAGCAUUGCAAUAAUGUGUAUUUCUACGAGGCGCCCAACGAGAAAAUUGCGUCAAUGCUGAAAGAAAUAAAGGAACAACUGGGUCAAAUACAAAAUGACAUCAAUAAAAAGAUAGGAAACAAGACUAAUGAGAAAGGUAUGAACUCCUUACGGUCUUUGUGUGUGUCUAGACCCACUUAUCAAAAGGAAAUCAGUCAUCGGAAUAUAUUUCGUGUUAUCACAAUUAUCAUACGAGCUUUUUAAUUCUCUGAUAAACUGGGAAUCGCACAACAACUCAUUUAUUAAUCUCUUUAAACCAGAUAUCAUAAGAGCAACUUCAACGUGAGGGUUUUGAGCCGUUAAAAGAAAGGCUACAGCUAAGUUAACCCGAAAUACUUUCUCCAUAUAGCCGUGAAGCUGAAGGAAGGAAUUUCUUGAUCACGUUCCUUACUACAGGGCAAACAAACUCUUCCAAGUUCCCAUAUAGGGUGACAACCUGGGUCCUGGGUAGACAAAAAGUAGAGACUAACUACAUCUCCCGUUUUUAUCACACGACUGUAAAUGUCGAUCGGUGAAUAACCGAACCAAGAUAGGUUAAUCUGGAUAAGGCAAAUCGUAAGUCGAGGCCUCGAUAACUUAGUGCUGUCAAAAUCAUGUCAAUUGUGCCCACAUAACAUCAUUUAUUAACCGUUUUCAUGAUGCGGUCAAGGACGAUAUAGAAUAACCUUCUAAAUGUCCACAAUUAUUAGUAACAAGGGACUCCCAUACCCCCAAAUGAUACCAAUCUGGGUGUGGCUUAAGCUGACCUCUAAAGGUGAAAAAACUGUUUGAAUGCAGAGGGUCAUGCAACACGUAAAUAUAACUGACUGGUUCCUCUUGCCGGAUCUCUAAUCAAAGAGAUGCUAUAGCCAGACGGCGUUACUUAAAGUGUAAAAUAAAACAAAACUGAAUACAGGGCUGGCACUACGGCAAAGGGCUGAUUUAUUAUAGCGCAAUAUUUCGGCUAACAAAAUUAGCCUUCCUCUGGGCCAGAGCUAUACCUUUGCCGUAGUGCCAGCCUUGCAUUCAGUUUUUUUCCUUUAAAGGUGGCCAUACUCCAACACAUUAUGACGAUAUUUCUUUUUCAUUUAGUUAUUUCUUAUUUCUUUGCGAACAACCCUAAGCGAUACCUUCUGGGGUAAAAAUAUUGGCUCUCCCUCUGAACACCCUAUAAAGUGAGACCAAAAACUGAAAUAAUGCUUUCCCUAUGGUAGGUGAGGAACAUCCUUGUCAGUACAAUCUGACAUCAACUGUCCUGAAAGGAAACAAGACUAAUGAGAAAGGUAUGAAUUCCUUCCUGUGUAUGUGUGUCUAGACCCACUUAUCAAAUGCCGUUCAGUCGUUGAUGAUCGUAAGAGCUUUUGUUAUGAAAAUACUUGCGGGAAUCGCAUAAUUACCACUUUACAACAGGCCUCAGUUGUUCAAAAGGUGGAUAGCGCUAUCCAGUGGAUAACACAAAUGAAUUCCCUAAUACUUAUCCACCGGAUACUUAGCGAUUUAUCCGGUGGAUAGCGCUAUCCAGUGGAUAACACAAAUGAAUUCCCUAAUACUUAUCCACCGGAUACUUAGCGAUUUAUCCGGUGGAUAGCGCUAUUCAACAUUUGAACAACCGGGGCCAGAUGUCCUAACUCAAACCCCUACGUGAGGUUUUUGAGUUGUUUAUAGAAAGGCUACAGCUUUGACUCGAAGCACUUCCUCCUGUGGUGUGGCUGAAGAAAGGAAUUCUUGAUCACGUUCCUACCUAGGGCUAACAAACUCGUUCAAGUAAUUCCCAUAUAAAAAGACAGCCUUGGUCCACUUUCUUUAAAACUUAGUAAAAGGUAGAAAAAACAGUGGCUAGUAGCAUCUCCUGUUUUUAAGUGAAUGUCGGUCCUUGAAAACCCCAACCAAGAUUAGGAUAAUCCGGAUAAAGCAAACGUAAGUCGCUGCUUCGAUAACUUAGUGCAUUAAAGUAGUUUUCUCAUAAAAAAAAUAUCAGUUGUGCCCACAGAAUCUCAUUAAGUAUUCGUUUGCAUGAUGCAGUUACAGACGAUGUAGUAUAAUCUACUAAAUAUCUAUAAUUACUAGUAACAGGGAUCCUGCCCCCCGGGAGGGGAUUCCCCGGAUUCCCAUACCCCCAGAGGAGAGCAAUCUAAGCGUGUCUAAGGCUUUCUUGGACCCCUAAAGGAGACCAUGCUUCAUCACAGUACAGCGUCAUUUGUUUUCUAUCAAUUAAGACAUUUCUUUGCCAUUAACCCUAAAGCAAAUAGAUUAUCAUCAACCCAAAUAAGUUCAGUAAAUUAAUAUCAUCAUUAGAAUUAUAGUAUUAUUAUAAGCCCCCAAAAUACUCUCAUGCUCAUUUAUAAAAGCAAUUUUCGGGGAAGUUAAAAGAGACGCCUUUGCUGAAGGGAUUUCAGUAGAACGGCUUGUGAUUCAAGGUCUCUCUCUUACAGUCUCUCUGAACGCGCCCUCUGCACUGACUUUUUUUAGCGACGCAGCUCCUUCUUAACAUCUAAAACUUCCAAAUCCCAUGCAAAUGCAAGGUGUGGCAAAAAGGGACUAUUGUAAAAAUUCCGAUCUAGUAAUUAACGGCUUACAACCAAUAGAACGGCUUACAAUGAAUAUUUUUCCUAAUUAGUUUUAUAACGAACAAUAAAGUACCAACUGCAACAAUAAAAAUUACGUAGUAGCGUACACGGUAAAAAAAAUACUUAAACAAAAACAAUUAGCAUAAAAGAAGUAACUAUUAUUAACUGGGCAUUCUAUGACAAUAUGUGAGGGAAUUUAUUAUCCUGAGUUACUCUGUAAUACAAGAUAUGCUCAGAUAUCAGAUUCCAAAGUCCAGAAAUGUCUGGUAUCCACCAAUAGCACAAAAAAACAUAUGGAAAAACAUUGUGUUGGAUAAGAUCAUAACUGAGUUAAAUCUCGGUUUUCAAUUGUUUAUUAGGACUUUACAUUGCCAUUCAAAGUUGGAAAAGUGAAGAAGCACGAUGUCUUGUGUUUUUGUGUCUUCAAGUUGGAGUCUUCUGAUCUUACUGUUGUUUGUGAGCAGGAAGCAAACUUUCGCUAAACCAGCAAAGAGACUUGCAGAUGCUGCCUCGGUGCCUAAUCAAACCCAACAUUGCAAUAAUGUGUAUUUCUACGAGGCGCCCAACGAGAAGAUUACUACAAUGCUGAAAGAAAUAAAGGAACAACUUACUCAAGUACAGACUGACAUCAAUGUUCUAAAAGGAAACAAGACUAAUGAGAAAGGUAUAUAUUCCUAGCGGUCAGGUGCCUAGACCAACUAAUUAAGUGCAAUUCAGUACUUGGGAUUUAUUUCGUGUUAUCAUGAUGAUCAUAAGAGUUUUUAAUACUUCGAUAAACAGGGAAUCGCAUGAUAACCACUUAUUUAUCUUUAAAACAGAUUUCAUAACUCGAAGCUGUACGUGAGGUUUUUGGGCUGUGGAUAGAAAGGCUAGAGGUUUGACUCAAAGCACUUCCUCCUGUGGUGUGGCUGAAGGAAGGAAUUCUUGAUCACGUUCCUACCUAGGGCUAACAAUCUCUUGCAAGUAAUUCCCAUAUAAAAAACAGCCUUAACCCAGUUUCUUUAAAACUUAGUACAAAGUAGAACAAAAUAGAGACUAGCAACUUCUCCCGGUUUUAAAAGAAUGUCGGUCUGUGAAAAACCGAACCAAGAUACGAUAAUCCGGAUUCAAAAAGUCGCUGCCUCGAUGACUUAGUUCAUUAACGCAGUUUUCUCAAAAUGAUAUCAAUUGUGCUCUGGUGAUCUCAUUAAGAAAUCGUUUGCAUAUAGAAUAAUAUUCUAACCUCUGAGGAGACUCUUAUUCCCCCAAAGGAGACCAAUCUGGGCGUGGCGCAGGAAUUAUUUUAUCCCAAAAUUCACCCUUUGAGCCCCAAGAGUGAUCAGCAUCAAAUUUCUCCUUGUAAUAUCAAUGCUUUAGAAAACAGAGUGGUCGUGAGAAUUGAGUACAUGAUCAGGGAAGAUGAUUCUAUCUGAUAUUUCAACAAAUUCUCCCCACUACUUCUAUUGAAAAAGUAUAAGGCCAGUAAAUGAGAAUCUCAAUUUUAAUCUUAGGGUUUAAAAGGUUAAAGGAGCCGUGCUCUAACACAGUGUGAUCUCAUUUAUCCAUUUCUUUGCGAAUAACACUAAGCGAUGCCUUCAUGAAUAGAAAUGUUGCCUUUCUUUCCUAAACAUACUAAGUGAGACCAAAAUCUGCAAUAAUUCUUUCCCUAUAGAUGCUAGGCGUCGAACAUCCUUGUCAUUUUCAUAACUAGAAAUACGUACAUUGCAGAACCUCGUAAGGCCCGGGGGAGGAGGCUUUAUAAUGUUAGGGAUGGGAGGGGCGGACAGCGGGAGAGAAAUAGAGUAAAUUGUGUAACUAGGGAGUGCGGGUUUCAAAACCGGCGCAUAAUCACAAUUGAAAAUAAUAUAAGGCAAUCUUUUCUUAACAGCUAAAAAGAACUGUGCUGAGCUUUACAAAGCUGGCGAAAGAAUCAGCGGUGUUUAUACAAUCGACCCUGAUGAUCAAGGUGCCUUUGAUGUGUUCUGUGACCAAACAACAACCGGAGGGGGGUGGACAGUGUUCCAAAAGAGACUGGACGGCUCGGUUGAUUUCUACCGCGGCUGGGCUGACUACAAGCGGGGGUUUGGUAACCUGAAUGGCGAGUUUUGGCUUGGAUUGGACAAGAUUCACCGGCUGACCAAAUCAAAUAACAGGCUUCGAGUUGAUCUGGAGGACACUACAGGCAAAACCGCUUACGCUGAAUACGACAUGUUUGCUGUUACAAGCGAGAGGACUAAGUACCAGCUUAGUUUAGGAACUUAUUCAGGUGAACUAAUGACACGUCGCCUCUAAAAAAUUGCAUUCAAUGUUUUAUUAUUAUCGUUUAAUAUUCAUAAUAUGUCUUUAUGGGCUUUCCCUGACUUCGUCAUGCUCCUUAGUUAUCUCUACAGCUUAAAUUCCCCAAAGCGACCUUUCUCUUACACUUCAAUACUUCACAUUAUAUUCAGAUUUUCUAUUUAAAAUUUCAAAACUCCCUGGUAAAAUUCUCUUGUAUUAUUAAUUCUAGGAACCGCUGGCAACUCUUUUUCUGGGCAUCGUGGCCAUCCAUUUACCACUAAAGACCAAGAUAAUGACAGCGCAACAUCUAGCAACUGUGCUGUGUCCUGCAAAGGAGCCUGGUGGUACACAAGCUGUCAUGAAUCAAAUCUGAAUGGUUUGUACCACCAUGGUUCACAUUCAUCUGAUGCUGAUGGUGUCAACUGGUAUGCAUGGAAAGGACAUUACUACUCUGCAAAGAGAGCUGAGAUGAAGAUCAGACCGGUGAACUUUUAGAACUGUGUUAGAGGGCCACGACGAUCACCAAUCCUAACAACCUGAUCAUAGACUUUGUUUCUGGUAGAACACCACCAUAUAAUAUACCAACGUUGUAGAACUGUCUUAGAGCGCCAUAACGAUCAUUUAUUUUAUUCAAUCACAUUGAUGUAAGUCACAGGAAGUACAUAAUUACAUGAUAAGGAAUUAAGAAAGAGAGAAGAGACAAAGUGCGUCUUACAACGCGUAUAACACUAUUUACAAUGCAAUAUGAUGGCCUGGCUGUAUAACUGACUAACUUUCUAUAAUAGCAUCUUAAUUUGCAUCUGUGAUUAUGAUAGACUGUUAGACCAGGGUACACCAACGUUGUAGAACGUUUGAUAGAGCCAAUUGCUGUUAGCAAUAAUUUCUAAGCGUUUCAUUUCUCUAGCUGUGUGCCUUAAAGGUAUGAGGAUUUCGACUAGGCGUGGUCAGCCUCACUUUACUUGUUACCAGGGUAGGGUGUAUGUAUAGAUAAAUAAAGUCUGCACGUGAUCGGACAUUUUAAUCUUGUUUGGUGGAAUAGAUUUUAAAGAAUCAGUAGUGAUGUCUCAUUACUGGCUACGGGCCG
Molecule: messenger RNA, 9034 nt
Organism: Porites evermanni
Lineage: Eukaryota; Metazoa; Cnidaria; Anthozoa; Scleractinia; Poritidae
Source: the annotation of a GenBank genome assembly